Messenger RNA from Brachypodium distachyon (stiff brome), 339 nucleotides. RefSeq names its product putative cysteine proteinase inhibitor 7. The coding region runs from base 1 to 339 and encodes 112 amino acids. The transcript has a single exon. Gene Ontology annotation, molecular function: cysteine-type endopeptidase inhibitor activity. Lineage: Eukaryota; Viridiplantae; Streptophyta; Magnoliopsida; Poales; Poaceae. The record is from RefSeq and is a predicted model, not a curated record.
AUGAGAACCUGCAGCCUCCUCCUCCUCAUCAUCGGCGUGGUUUACCCUGCUGCCACAUCCGCAGGGGAAUUUUGGUACCCAAUCGGAAACGUCAACAACCCACACGUCCAGGAGCUGGGCAAAUGGGCGGUGACGGAGCACGCCAAGAAUGCGCAUGACGGGCUCAGGUUCAGCAAGGUGACCAGCGGCGAGGAGCAGGACGUGGCCGGCGUGAAGUAUCGCCUCUCCAUCGACGCAGUGCAGGGCAAUGGCAAGGUCGGGAAAUACAGCACCGUGUUAAUUGAGGAGCCUAGGAGCAACACGCGCACUCUCAUCUCCUUCGCUCCGGCUGGCAACUAG